Amoebophrya sp. A120 is the source of this 843-nucleotide messenger RNA. NCBI's taxonomy places the organism in Eukaryota, Dinophyceae, Syndiniales, Amoebophryaceae. The record is from the annotation of a GenBank genome assembly.
UUCACAUAUGAGGCAUUAGAACUCGUAAAUUCCGUCCUUCAUUAUGCAAAUCCCAAAGCUAUCCUUGCCCGUGGAGGUGGCACCUGGAGUGGACGCUGCUUUAUCCAGUGGGGCGAUGAAGCACCAUAUUGAUAGCACAGAAGUUGAUGGAACAAAGUCACCACAACCGGAGCUGCAGGAGCAGGACGAAUUGCAGAACGCAGUAAUUCAGCAAACAAAUCUUCCUGGGUCAUCAAAAAGCAACAUUGCAGGAGAUAAACAUCAACAGCAGGAGGAGCCAGCAAGUGGAGUCACUGCGGUAGCUGCGUCGUCGUUACAACACCCUGUGAAACAAGAACCGACAGCGUCGAUGGGCAUCAGUCUAGUAGCAGCAACGACCACAACGACCCGGGCGAAGCUCAUCACGCUUGCCCACCGGUUGGACCCGAGUAACCGGUGGACACCCCGGGGUAGAGCUCCUGAUGUCGUGCCCGGGAAGAUUGCUUUUCCCGACAAGAUGACGCAGCAACCUACGCGCCAAGAAGCAGAAGGCGCCCGAGUUCUACUUGUUCCGGACAGUACGGUUGUAUCUGCUUCGACAUCUUCGCACCGAGGUCUUGAUAAUGCAACUCCUACAUCUUCAGCAUCAGCAACUGCUACUGCAGCAGCGAACAAAACAAGUUCGUCUCGCGACCACUUGUCCUCCGAUCUGCAACUACUCCAGCUUUACAACGCGUCGUCCGCCACCUCUAAUCCCCGCAGCCCGCGUUUUCUGAUGAAGAAGCAUCGCGAAAACGCGGACGGGUCCGCAACGCCAAAAAUCACUGCGGUGACGCCCCGGAUCAUGCGCGAAAAGUUGCUUGC